UUAUUUUAAUAUGAGCAUUGUAAAAACCUAAUUGAAUGUGAUGGACUGUUGUGUUAAUAUUAAACAAUCUCAAUCAGUUUUACUGUGAUAACAGUAACUCUUCACGCCAAUACCAAGUCGUUUUUCUAAUGUUUUUUUUUUAAUUUUAAAAAUGACCUAUAAAGGACAGUUUUAAACAAAUAUAAAAGAUUAAAUAUAAUGUACUGACAUACAAAAGCUAUUUCAUGAUUAAGCAUUCGACUGGACGGAUGCGCAGUACAACAACAUUCAUGGCGUCGUUUGUCAAGUUUUUAAUUGUUUAGUUUCAAUUUUUUUAGCUAGAUUUAAAGACUGGCAGAUGUGUUUUGGUGCACAGACUUGGCAACCCUGCUUCUGUAUCGUGCUCACAUGUAGCCUUCAUUAGCUGAGCGUCAGAUCACAUUGUGCCACACUCAAAGUUAUAAAACAAUAACUACAAUGCCUACACAAAGUGUACCGAUCCGAGACCCGGCUUUACUAACCAGGUUACUACAGCAGUAUUUACACUUGUUAAAGAAAUAUCCGAUCAUCACCAAAUCUGUUACAAGUGCCAUUCUGUCUUCAAUGGGAAACCUGCUUUCGCAAGCUCUAGAAUCUAAGAAAAAACUUAAAGAAGGUCAGUCUAGGAAAGAAGUGGACAUUUAUGGACCCAUCCGCUUUGCUGUAUAUGGACUUGUCAUCACAGGUCCACUGAGUCAUUUCUUCUACCAGCUUCUGGAGCUGCUGUUUCCAGCCUCGGCUCCAUACUCCACGUUGAAGCGCCUCCUCCUGGAGCGACUCGUCUUUGCCCCCGCUUUUCUCUUCCUCUUCUUUGCAGUGAUGAACAUUUUGGAGGGGAAGACAAACGCAGACUUGCAGGAUAAGCUGAAAGCAAGAUACUGGCCUGCUCUCAAGAUGAACUGGAAAGUCUGGACACCAUUUCAGUUCAUCAACAUCAACUAUGUGCCUGUGCAGUUUCGGGUGCUGUUUGCCAACCUAAUCGCCUUGUUCUGGAAUGCAUACCUCACAUCUGUCAGGAAAUGAAACCCCAGUGUUAAUGUUAAAGGAUGGUUACAUAUGUCAUUACCAAUGAAGCCAGUGUGUGCCUUUUAAAAGACAUUGUACUAGAACCAGUAUGACUUUCCAAUUAACUGUUUGGACUGUAGGAAGAGGAACUAGAAGAUGGCUUCUUCAAAAGAUACACUUCUUUAUGAAAGAACAUAACACAUACUAACAUUGCCAAAAUCUAAUUCAAAAUGUCUUCGGCUGAGGUGCAACAGUAAUGAAACCAGAUUAUUAUUAACAAGGGGAUGAAACAGUAUUGUUUAAUACACGCUUUUAUGCAUUUCACAGCAAACAUUUGUGUAGUGAAAGAAAAUAAUAGUGGAUUUUGAUGAUGAUAAUAAUAAUAGUUAAUAAUAAUAAUAAUAAUAAUAAUAGUUAGAAUAAUUAGAAUAUUUAAUAAAUAUAAUAUAAUAAAUAAUAUUCUGCCUAGUAUUGGUCAACACUAAUUUUAGCAUUGUACAUUGUAGUACUAUGCUUUUGUAGGAUGUUUAAUAAAAAUAUUAGGCUUGCUACUGGAGAAAAUUAGCUUGGAGUUUGCUACUGAAGAAAAUUGUCCUAACAAAGUGCUGUUAAAUUCUCAAUUCUGAUCAGAAUUCUGGUUAGAAGGUCUUGUUUCUUUGUCUACAAUGGCAGCUUUAACUUUAAUUAAGUCUUGGAGGCAAAUCCAAAGGUUAAUAUUAAUGCGCUCAUUCUUAUACAGAUAAACAGAUUUGAUGAUCAUGAUGUGCCAUUGUUUAAAAAAGAAAAAAAUUGUAACUUUGUUGAGAAAGACAUGAUCGUCCUCUAGUUUUAGCCUAAUGAAAGAAUGAAUGUUAAAUGAUAACAGGAUUUGUCCUUUUUGUUUGUUUUUGGCUAUUUCACCACAUUAAAUGUAACUAAAUUGUUAAAAAAAAAAAAAAAAAAAAGUAUGACAUCAUUUAAGAAAUAAAAACUAAUUACUGAGAGAUUCCUGGGGUGCUGGAGAAAAAAACCCUCUGUAGGUUGUCUGUAGUUAUGUGGAUUGAGUUUAUGAUAAGCCCCCCCCAUUUUUUUCUGAGUGACAACCGUUGGUGCCUACAUGUGGAGGUUUAACUUUAUGUAAAUAUGGAGCUACUUGGUACAGCGAUUAGCUCUGGCAGUUAAGGCAGUUGAGUGUAAACUACCUUUUCAUCUCGUAUGAUAUGAUGCUGAUAUACAGCGGUGAAUUUUAUUCGAAAAUGUUUCAUUUUAGUGACAACGAAUACUGAUUUGAUGUCAAGUGGAAUGCUAGUUUAUAGCCUGUCCAGGAAGCUUCUUGUUCUCUCUAUGACCACAAGAGGUCACACACUUCCUGCCCUGUAAAGUCCUGUGCAGUUUUAGUGCCACUUCCACAGCACAGUUGUUGACUUUUGAACCUCCAAUUAAUAGAUUACCUGAUGUUAACUCUCAAACACUUCCUCAUAUACAUAGUGAUAGAAGAAACGAAGCAUUUCGAAGCCUCGAAUCAACUGAAUCAAUUGCAUCGCAAAAUGAUUCAGUUUCGAAGCUUUAGAAACACCACACGCUGGAGACACCUACUGGAAAAAUAGUGUAAUGGCAAAGAGAUCUAGGCCCAAACAUAUUGACACCUUUUACAAAACAAUUUCAAAUAUCUUCACAACAGUGUAAUGUUUCAAUAUAAUUUGCAAAUCAUUAAAUAAUAUGAAAUUUA
Tachysurus fulvidraco (yellow catfish) is the source of this 2731-nucleotide messenger RNA. RefSeq names its product peroxisomal membrane protein 2 (gene pxmp2). Bases 457 to 1041 code for a protein of 194 amino acids. The transcript is spliced from 5 exons. The record is from RefSeq and is a predicted model, not a curated record. Gene Ontology annotation, cellular component: membrane; cytoplasm. NCBI's taxonomy places the organism in Eukaryota, Metazoa, Chordata, Actinopteri, Siluriformes, Bagridae.